Diorhabda sublineata is the source of this 2336-nucleotide messenger RNA. RefSeq names its product la-related protein 7. NCBI's taxonomy places the organism in Eukaryota, Metazoa, Arthropoda, Insecta, Coleoptera, Chrysomelidae. Gene Ontology annotation, cellular component: ribonucleoprotein complex. The transcript is spliced from 7 exons. The record is from RefSeq and is a predicted model, not a curated record. The coding region runs from base 157 to 1419 and encodes 420 amino acids. Gene Ontology annotation, molecular function: RNA binding.
AAUCGAGUACAGAUAGUGUACAGAAAAGAACAACGAUUUAAACAUUUUUGAAGUUUCAAUUUCUAUAUACAAUCUAGUUUGUUUUGACUUAAUAUAAACUUGCGUUUCGUUUUUGUUCAGUUUAUUUAAGUUUCUCUUAUUGAUUUUUUGAAAAGGAUGUUUAGCCCGCAACUAGGAAAUUUUCCAUUUGCCACAUCAAAAAUUGACCCAGAUAACUCGAAAUCAAAUAACUUGGAUAGUAAAACAAUGGAAAGAAACAAUGGUGCUGGUGAUAGUAAUCAAACUCAGAUAGACAAAACUAAACUGAUUGUAAAUUACAUACCACAAUUUGCAACUGAAGAUGAUCUAUCUCAGAUAUUUUCAACUGUUGGUAGAGUUGAGAGUGUAAAAAUUAUGAGAGAUUUUAAGACUGGAUAUAGUUUUGGAUUUGGUUUUGUUAAGUAUGCUAACCCAGAUGAUGCUUCCAAGGCCAUUCAAGCUCUUAACGGAUACAAUUUUAGGAAUAAGAGAUUGAAAGUUUCGUACUCACGUCCACCAGGAACUGAUAUGAAGGAUUCAAAUUUAUACAUCACGAAUUUACCUAAAGAUAUUACUGAACAGCAAAUUGAUAACAUGUUUUGUGAAUAUGGAGAGAUUGUACAGAGAACUGUGUUGAAAGAUAAAAUAACCGGGAUGCCUCGAGGAGUUGCAUUUGUAAGGUUUUCGAAAGGCGAAGAAGCACAGGCAGCCAUUGCAAGUUUACAUGGUAAAAUGUUAGAAAAUGCCAUGUUACCUCUUAGCGUUAGAGUAGCUGAAGACCACGGAAGACAAAAAGCGCAGUAUAUUGAUAUGUGGGAUCCAAUGAAUUAUAGUAGGGACUCCGACGAUUCAGAAGAACCUGAUCCUGAAGAAGUUUUGAUUUCAGCAGUUUUUUCCAGAAAACAACUUUGGGAUCCGAAAGUGCCUCUUAUAGAAGGCACGCAAUCUAAAAUUGAAGCACUUUGGAAAGAAAUAACUGAUAGAUUUGACGGAAGAUACACGACGGAAUUUUUGAUCAAAAAAUGGGGUCAGCUUAGGGAUGAUUAUAUUUUAUCUAAAAGAAAAUUAUUUUCGUUUGUUUCUAAAUUUCCUGACGAGAGGCCUCCAAGAUCAACAUUCCCUUAUUUUGACCAGAUGAAGUUUUUAGAUAAAACUAUAGACCUCUCCGAUUCUAUAGAAUGCCCUUCACACAGAACAGAUGUAAAACCAGUGGUCGGAGAAACCCAAACUCCGCCAGCAAAAAAAAUUAAAGUUGCAGAACCUAAUGAUAGCAUUGAUGAAUUUUUGGUAUUAUUGGGUGAAGGUCUUCGGUCACUACCACAAAUAAAUAUCUCAAAGUUACAAAAUAAAAUUUUGAAAUUGCUGGAGGAAGAGACUUCUUCAGUGUCUUCCUCCAGUUAGAGGAGGAGUAUUGCCAUUUAGAGAAAUGAACAAUCCCAGAGGAAACUUACAAAAUCGUUUUGGCAGGCUUCAUUUGAACAGUAUGAGAAAUUUGGGAGCGGGCGACACCUUCUUUCAAAAUCCAUUUAUGUUUUGAGAAACUCAGAAAUGUUUUUGUUUAUUUUUAAAUUUCAUUUCGUCGAUGAUCGACUGCCUUUUUUCCUAUUAACUGAAAAGAUAUUUGAUCAAAUUAUCAUCACAUCGUAAUAAACCCCGUAUUUUUUCUUUUUUUGUUAAAAAUUGUAUAAUUAUGUUGAUGUAGGACACAAUUUGCUUAUAAUUUGAUCGAUAUCUUUAAGCUAUUGUUUUGUUUAGAUUGUUUGUUGGCUCGUUAAUUUGUUUGAAAGUUGUUUUGAUGUUUUUGUUUCAGUUGAUUGUUGACGAUUUCAUCCCAUUUUUAAAAUUAUGACAGAAGACUGGUUGUUAAUUUUAUUGAAUUAUUUAUGAUUCGUAUACAAGUUUCUACCGUAUGUGGAUAAGUUCAUAAAUCAAAUAAGUAUUGUUGGUUAAUGAAAGCGAAACUAUUGCACAAAACUCCCAAUUUAAUUGAUGUAUUAUGAAAUUGAAAUAAAGGAAGAGCUGCUUCUUUUAACAGUCAUUUGGAAAGAAAUUUUCAGUAAAAGACUUGAAAUAUGUGCAAAAAGCUUGAUUAGCUCAUCAAUACUGUAUUGUUAAUGUGAUUAUUUUGAUUGCGAAAAAAAUUGGAACUAGCUUAAAAUACUAAUGUUUCAACAUUUUUUCGCAUUUUGAUUAUUGUUACUAAUUCUUAUAUAGUUUUAUUUUCUAUGUUUGUGGAUAAUGUGCGGAUAAUAGAUUAUUUUUAUUUGAUGUUUGCUUUAUUUUGAAGCUCAAUAAAUAAAAAUAUUCGCUCUAAUUAA